Messenger RNA from Gigantopelta aegis, 292 nucleotides. RefSeq names its product MFS-type transporter SLC18B1-like. The record is from RefSeq and is a predicted model, not a curated record. Lineage: Eukaryota; Metazoa; Mollusca; Gastropoda; Neomphalida; Peltospiridae. Bases 5 to 292 code for a protein of 95 amino acids. The transcript is spliced from 4 exons.
AUGGAUGAACUGGGUAUUUGGCUUUGUGAGCGGAGCUGCUCUAGGCUGUAUGUACAUAUCGACUGUGGCGGUUAUCCUCGUUGGUGCCAAAGAACUGGGUUAUGAAGAUAAUCUCGAUACGUACGGCUUUGUGUCUGGCUGUUACAUCAUGUUUACAACUUUUGGACAUUUGGUGGGGUCCGUUUUUGGAGGAGCGAUGCUGGAGUACGCUGGGUUUGAAUGGUCCCUCACCGUAAUUUCAGGGUUAUUCGUUACUUGUGGGAUGCUGUCUCUUGGUUUGCUGUCAGUUUAA